Molecule: messenger RNA, 1616 nt
Organism: Acanthoscelides obtectus
Lineage: Eukaryota; Metazoa; Arthropoda; Insecta; Coleoptera; Chrysomelidae
Source: the annotation of a GenBank genome assembly
CAUUGCAUUAGCAUACCAGCAACUGCGCUACGUGAGGUUUUAAAUAAAGACAUCAACGUGCAAUAUUUUGCAUAGCGUUAGCGUGCCAGCAACUGCGCUAGUUUCCCCAAUAUUAAUUAACGUCAUUAUGACGUACUUAUCAAGCUGGUAAUAUUAUAAUGAUAAUAUUAUAAUUAUAGCAUUCUUUGAUUGAUGGGCAUUAGUUAAGAAAUUGAUUGACAAGGAUAACUGUUAUCAGGAAUCGAAAUACUUAGAACAAAGGAAGCUAUAGAUUAAGAUAUUUUAAUCCAUAUUCAUUCCACGUUUAUAUAACGUUACCUUCAAGUGUCUAUCAUCAAAAUAUAGACAAAGAGGGGGUGGAACAGACUAUUUUCAAACUCUGUACAGAUUGUUGUUAUAUACUCAGAUGCGAACAGUAGUGCCAGUUCAAAAGGUUUCAACAUGUUCGUUUUCUACCACACAAUAACAUUAGUGGGAUUAACGUUGCUGCAGUUUCAUUCAGCUGCAGAACCUGAAGCUGGUGGUCUCCAGGAAUCGUCUCUUGUGGUUUCACAUGUGCUUUUCAGACAUGGAAACAGGACUCCAGAAUUGACAGAGUUGUAUCCUAAAGACCCAUACCUGAAUGAGCGUUAUUAUCCAUAUGGACGAGGUCAACUUACUAAGGCUGGAAAACGGAAAGAAUUUAACAUCGGAUCCACCUUGAGGAGCAGAUAUAGGAACUUUCUAGGAGAUUUUUAUCUACCAGAUAUGGUCGAAGCACUAUCUACAGAUUACAAUAGGACAAAAAUGUCGCUGGAAUUGGUUCUAGCGUCACUGUUCACACCUAACAAGGAUCAGAUGUUCGAAAAUGGACUUUACUGGCAACCUGUGCCUUAUAACUACUUACCAAAGAAUAAGGAUCCGAUCUUACUUGGUGUCCUGUGCCCUCACUACCUCGAACUAUACAACGAAGCAGCGUAUUCUGCAGAAGUACAAAGUGAAUUUAAUAAACAUAGAGACGUUAUACAAUACAUCGCGGAAAGUACUGGUCUAAAUAUUACAAGAUUUGAAGACAUAUAUAACUUAUAUUUUGGGCUAGCAACAGAAGAGGAAUGGGGUUUUGUACUACCACCUUGGACAAGAAAGGUUUGGCCAAAGGUGAUGGAGAGCUUGGCAGUUCAUGAGUACUACGUUGCUCUGAAGACAGUGGAAAUGAGACAGAUGGCUGUUGGUUACUUUCUGGAAAAGAUAAUUAGAGACACAAUGAAGAAAGUGAGCGCCACAACUUCAGCCAAGAAGUUGUUCUUGUAUUCCGCCCAUGAGAACAAUCUUGCGGAGCUACUAAUAGCACUUGGAGUAUUUGAGUACCCCCACGUACCUACUUACGGAUCUUUUAUACUGCUGGAGGUACACAAUAUUAACGGAGUCCACGGAGUUAAGAUUUUCUAUGAAAAUUACAGCGGAUACGGCGUGAAGCUGUUGAAGAUGCCCAAUUGUGAUGAAUUUUGUCCACUGGACAAGUUCGUCCACUUGGUCACGGAUCUGAUACCCGAUAAGUCGUUAUGCGGAAUAUGAGCUGAUAUUCCCUAAUAAAGUUUUGUUCAGUAUUAUUUGCUAAUAAAAGCUUUAAAACCUGA